AUGUCGUACUACGACAUUGACGCCAUCCUCACGGAUGCAGAGAAAGUCCCCUGCCACUUCGAAAUCGACGUUCGUGACCUCGGCCAUCUCGACAACUCCCCCCACGGCCUCAAAGCCCAGACCCCCCUAACCCUCCCCCUCUGGCUCGCCGAAAUGCUCGCCCUCGCCUCAACACCCAACUCCUCCGCGCCCCUAACCCUCAACCUCCCCCCAUGCCUCUCAACCACCGUCCUCGCCGCUCUGAAAGCUGAUCCGCGUGCCGUUCCCCUCCGUGACCAAAGUCCUCACUUCUACGGUGUCGGCGUCAAAAUGCUAGAGUUGUUCGACGAGAAGGAGAUAGCGGAGGUCUUGAGAAAGACAUUUGUUGUGAGGGCGGGUGAGGUUGGUCUUCAUGCUAGAAAGGCUGAUGAGGCGGUGGGGGGCAAUGGGGAGGAGUUUUUGAGGGGUUUGGAGGAGUGGGAGAGGGGGUUGUUUAGGAGGGGACAUGAGGGUGUUAAAGGAGCCAAGGAGUGGACUGAUAAGGUCAAGAAGACAUGA
Molecule: messenger RNA, 537 nt
Organism: Fusarium mangiferae
Lineage: Eukaryota; Fungi; Ascomycota; Sordariomycetes; Hypocreales; Nectriaceae
Exons: 2
Coding region: 1-537 (178 amino acids)
Biological process (GO): mitotic DNA replication initiation
Cellular component (GO): GINS complex
Source: RefSeq, a predicted model, not a curated record